This is a messenger RNA of Budorcas taxicolor (takin), 1734 nucleotides long. It is a transcript of the gene GPC2, whose product is annotated as glypican 2. Gene Ontology annotation, biological process: regulation of protein localization to membrane; smoothened signaling pathway; regulation of signal transduction. Gene Ontology annotation, cellular component: extracellular region; plasma membrane; synapse. NCBI's taxonomy places the organism in Eukaryota, Metazoa, Chordata, Mammalia, Artiodactyla, Bovidae. The transcript is spliced from 10 exons. Bases 1 to 1734 code for a protein of 577 amino acids. The record is from RefSeq and is a predicted model, not a curated record.
AUGUACGCGCUGCGCUCUCUUCUGCUUCUGCUGUUGCCCCUCUGUCCCGGUCCUGGUCCUGGACCCGGUAUCGAGGCAAAGGUCACCCGGAGUUGCACUGAGACCCGGCAGAUUCUGGGGGCCCGGGGAUAUAGCUUAAGCGUACUCCCUCCCGCCCUGAUCUCAGGUGAACACCUCCGGAUUUGUCCCCAGGAGUACACUUGCUGUUCCAGUGAGAUAGAGCAGAGGCUGACCUGGGAAACUGAGGCCACCUUCCGAGGCCUGGUGGAGGAGAAUGGUUCCUUCUUGGUUCACACACUGGCUGCCCGACACAGAAAAUUUGAUGAGGUUUUCCGGGAGAUGCUCUCCUCAGCCGAGCACUCCCUGUCCACGCUCUCCCACCGCUCCUUCGGCCGCCUGUAUGCCCAGCACACCCCCUUGUUCAGUGGUCUGUUCUCUCGGCUACGGGACUACUAUGAGAGGUCCGGUGAGGGGUUAGAUGAUGCGUUGGUGGAUUUCUGGGCUCAGCUCCUGGAGAAAAUGUUCCCCCUGCUGCACCCACAGUACAUCUUCUCCCCCGACUACCUGUUCUGCCUCACACGCCUGGCCUCUUCUGCUGAUGACUCUCUGAAGCCUUUUGGGGACUCACCCCGCCGCCUCCGCCUGCAGAUAACCCGGGCCCUGGUGGCGGCCCGGGCCUUUGUCCAAGGCCUGGAGAUUGGAAGAAAUGUGGUCAGCGAAACACUUAAGAUGCCGCUGUCCGAAGGCUGCAAGCGGGCUGUGAUGCGUCUGACAGGCUGCCCCCUUUGCCGGGGGGUCCCCUCGCUGCCACCCUGCCGGGGCUUCUGCCUCAACGUGGCCUAUGGCUGUAUCGGCAGCCAAGGACUGGAUCCUGACUGGGGGCCCUAUCUGGAUGGUCUCCUGUUCCUAGCCGACAAGAUCCAAGGCCCCUUUUCUUUUGAGCUGGCAGCCCAGUCCAUCGGGGUGAAGAUCUCAGAAGGCUUGAUGCAUUUGCAGGAGAACAGUGUAGGGGUGUCAGCCCAGGUAUUCCAGGAAUGCGGGAGCCCCCAGCCAGCGCGGGCUCGCGCCCGCCGUGCCCCAGCCCCAAGGGAGGAGGUGGGUCGCUUCUGGUCCGCGGCGGCGGCGGAGGAGGAGCGGCCGACGACGGCUGCAGGCGCCAGCCUACCCCGGCUGGUGUGGGAGCUCCGCGAGCGUCUGGGCCGGGUGAGGGGCAUCUGGGCCGGGCUGCCCCAGACUGUGUGCGGGGACCCCCGCGUGGCGGCGGACCUCUCGCAGGAGGCGGCGCCUUGCUGGACCGGAGCUGGACCAGGCCGGUACUUGUCGCCCGUGGUCGGCUUCCAGGCCGGGAAGCUCGACAACCCAGAGCUGGAUGCAGAAGCCUCAAGCCCCGACCUCCAGACGCGGAGGCGGCGGCUGCAGCUCCGAGCCACCACGACCAGGAUGAAAGCGGCCGCCCUGGGACGCGACCUGGAGCUGGAAGACUGGGAGGACGCUAGCGGCUCUGGAGAGGGACAACACUAUGCAGAUGACUGGAUGGCUGGCGCAGCAGCUGUGGCCCCCCCAGCGAGAGCUCCGCGCCCUCCUCGAAGGGAAGGUGCCGGGGGCAAAGGAGGAGGUGUCAUUAUCCGCCACAGCCAGGACCGAACCAGGACUGGAGGGACGUCUGUUGGUUUUCACACACAACCCCUCCUCAUUCUCUUCCUCUUAGCCCUAGCCCUGCUUGGACCUCGAUAA